CAAUUCAAUGAAAGGCUGUCUGAUGAAGUGUCAAUACGAUCAAUGAUCAUGGUGACAUAGGAAAUUACUAUUUUUGUUAAAAAUCAACAAGAAAGUUUAAUAAAUUCAAACACAAAUGAUAAAUUUCGUUGUCAAUAGGUAAUUUAGAUUCAAAAAAUUGUGAUGUGGGAAACCUCUAUAUGGAGUUAUAUGCAAAAUGAAGGACUUGAGCUGUUCGAAUGGGCAAAAUGUGGAGAGGGUUAUCUGUCAGUGGUGCCGACAGCGCUGUGGGCGGCCGGGUCCGCGUUACUGGCGCAGAGGUUGCUCUCAGCGCUCUUCAGACGAUUCGUAUUCCGAAGAGUGCCACUUUGGGAACUCAUUUUACAGCACCUACUUUUCAUAUGGAUGGUGAUAUACAGUCUACAUUUCUGGACUAUACUUGUGAGAAUCCUGAAAACAGUCGUAGAAUACUGUUUUGAAGAAGAUUCCAUGAUGACCGAAGAUUACGAAGAGAGCCGCAAGAUGAUGCAGCAGUGGAUGAUAUGGAUGUGUGGAGCAGCCCCACUGGCUAUAUACAUACACACCAGGCCACGGCCUGAAAUGCCACCGCUCAUGAUAUGGAUCACAACCAGCCCCUGGCAACGUCGUGAAAUGGGUCCGUAUGGGUACUACCUGAACAGGCCCCUCUCCUCUCUACAGUCCUCCACGAACAUAUCCCUGAGGCAGCAAGCCCUCACGAUGCGUAGAGCAUUCAGCGACUCCAAAAUCAUCAUCAAAGAACCUCCUAAGAAGAAAAGACAUUCCAAAUCUGUAUAGUGUGUAGUCUUGUUCUAAGAAUUAAACAGUUUUGUCUGCAAUGCAUUGUGAUCGUCGACCGUUUGUUUAAUCUGUUGUUUUAAUGCAGUAACAAAUCUUUUGAAUAAUGUU
Spodoptera frugiperda (fall armyworm) is the source of this 906-nucleotide messenger RNA. RefSeq lists its product as uncharacterized. The transcript is spliced from 5 exons. NCBI's taxonomy places the organism in Eukaryota, Metazoa, Arthropoda, Insecta, Lepidoptera, Noctuidae. The record is from RefSeq and is a predicted model, not a curated record. The coding region runs from base 163 to 795 and encodes 210 amino acids.